AUGUUCCGACGAGUGAACCUGAUUGUCAGACAAUACCUCGGACUCAGCAAUGAGUCCGAGGAACCGCAGGAGGACCUUCGCCGCGAGCACCCAACCACGCUCUCGCGGCACCCCUCGGACGUCAGCAAUUCGGUCGAUGAGGAUCUGGACGAGUACGAGGGUGAUGCCUCUGAGUUUGGAUCUGAGGCCGAGGUGAGCUCAUCCGGCUACUAUUUGGCUGAUGAUGGCCUGGACGAGCUGUCUGAGAUCUCCGAACUCUCCAACCUCUCCGGGAUUUCCGGGUUCACAGAGUUCGAGAAGGAGAUCGAGGAACAGCAGAAGGGUGGUUCCUUCUUCGAGUUCAGGUCGGAGGUCACGUUGGAGUCCGACUCCGACUCUGACGAUUCCGACUCUGACGAGUCGGAAUCUGACGAGGAGGAAGAAGUCGGCGACGGCAUGGACUUUCAGGGUGAUCCCUGGCGCAAGCCCGCAUAUGCUGUCGAGCUGGACCGGUCCGACAUCUCGGACGAUGCCAUUGACUCGGCUUUCGGAAGAGACUUCGUCAUGGAUAUGAGGGAGUCAUUGGCAUCGUCCGUGACUGUGAGGCGUGAGCUCCCUGACGAUGCAGAGAUGGAAGACGUCGGGUUCGGGACGUCUGAAGUUUCCGCUGUGCCGGGGGAGGAGGCUCCUCCUGCACCUGCCGGCCAGCAGUCAAUCUGCAGCCUCGACGAGGCAGUGCUAACAACGAUGAUGCCCGGGCUCCCAGGAGGAGAUUCGUCUCUUCCUGCCUGCCAAGGUCCACCUCCUGUGGGCCGGACGCAGGAGCAGGUAGACGAGGCCAUUCGCUACCUGCUGGAGUUCUCCAGGACCUACCCGGCCGCCUGGGAGGUCCUGCUCGGCCAGUAUUUGGAUGCUCCCACGCGCACUUACUGGCCGAGGCAGAGUUGUUGGUUGGGAAGGCAAUCGUCGUGGAGUAUGGGAGCCGAACCCAAUGCUGGAAAUCAAGCGCCGGUUCCAACCUGGUUCGGUCCCGGUCCCAUACUCCUGCCCGCAAGGGCCAGACGGUUCCUUCCUGCGGUCCAUGGCUGCCCAGAUCAUGCAGAACGAAGACGUGUACCGAGCGGCCGUCGAUAUCUGGGCAGAUGGACUGACUGCGAUCGACGAGCCUGCCCUGGAGCACCUCCUGGCACGUGCAGGAUGGUGUCGGCAGGCGGAAGCCUGUCAUGCGUGGGACAGUGCCCGCCGCUUCCUCCAGGAACUGCUGGCCGCGCAGGCGUGUUAAAGAGGGCCGUCGUCACAUCUGUGACGGCGGCCCGAGUGUGCCAGGGAGAAAACAAUUCGCCGCGCCAUCCCAACCACAUUGGCCACUCUCUCUUUCUCUCACCACCACAUCGGUCCGGACCAAGGCCUCCACGAUGGAGUACCACUUUGUGCCCCCCGAGGAGCGCGCAAGAGACGAGAAAGGAAACCUCCUUCCAUGGGGGUAUAUCUACAAGGAGUGGGUUUUUCCCACCACCAAACAUCGCACUGACUGGAACUCUCGCUGACAUGAUUCCUUUGCCCAGCGAAUCUCGCAAUCCCAGAAGACCGCCAGAAGAGACCGGGCCGUUUGGCCGAAGACGCAACGCUCGUUACGACCACGCGCGAUCGCGCACUCGCACUGGAACACCUGCCAAGAAGGAGAAUCCCAACGUCGCCGAGUUCAGCCGCCUGUUUGCACAGCAGCAAGAAGAGGAGCGCGCCCACAGCAGCCUGCCCAAAUCGUCAUCGUCGUCGAGUCUUGAAGGGUCCAGGAAGCCGACCGAAAAGGUCGCGACUGAAUGCAUUCUCUAUGGCUACAAGAACAAGGACUCCGAGUGGAAGGUCAUCGACAAAUACGAACGCAUCUCUCAGGGCAUGAUCUGUGAAGACUACCCCCGCAGCGACCCCAAUGCGACGAACAAAUCCUCUCACCUGCUCAGCGGUGGCGACGUCGUGAUUCGCGCCAAUCUGACCGCUGAUGCCAAUCGCAAGUCGAAGCGAUAUGCCGGGGGCUACCACUGGAUCAAGGUCACGUUUGACUCUACCACCGCGGCCGAUCGCGCCUGCUUCUUUUCUCCGCAAGAAAUCGACGGCCACCUUGUGUUCUGCGAGCUCUACCACGGGCAAGGACCUGCUGAAGACAUUCCUAUCCCGAAAGGAUCGGCUGAAGCCAACCGCACCCGGUCGAAAGUCCAUCACACUCUCACGUCGUCUCACUCGACUUCGUUCCUGCAUAGCAAGGAACCGGAACGUUCGACCAUGCCUCGCUCAUUCACCAUGAAUAAUCUCUCGACGGUUGGCGAUAUGGAUGAGGAAGAUUCUCAGCUGUCUACUGCAACAGCAAGUUCCGCCACUGCAACGGCUACCGAGCAAGCUCCCGCCCUCCGCCAGCGACCUGUCCAGGAGUCGAAACCCGAAUCCGAGUUCAUGACACACAUCCCCACCGUCCGUCGUGCGGUCCUCCGUCCGAUCAGCGAGGCCCUGCCUCCUCAGCCGACCGUCAGCGAGCGCAUACUUCGUUCCAUCCCUAUCUUAUCAUGGUUCACUGGCGACAUUGUUGGUGACGGCCCGCAGUUUCGCGAAGACGGCACUUUCGACUACCAGAAAUCGAAUCUCUACUGGCGCUUUUGGUACAUGAUCGACCAGAUCUUGGGCACGGACUUUUGCGGAUUGAAGGAAGAGUCCUAA
Molecule: messenger RNA, 2688 nt
Organism: Rasamsonia emersonii CBS 393.64
Lineage: Eukaryota; Fungi; Ascomycota; Eurotiomycetes; Eurotiales; Trichocomaceae
Exons: 3
Coding region: 1-2688 (895 amino acids)
Source: RefSeq, a predicted model, not a curated record